AUGGCCUUACUAAAAAGUACUUUGGAGUCCCAAGAAAGUAAUUUCCUUCAAACUGUUUUAUCAUCAGUUACCACUCCCUUUGAUGUGACUUUAUUUAACCAAGAAGAAAUGGUCAGGAUGUCAGAAGGGAGAAGUACGCCACUGGUAGAUGUCUCCGUAACAAGCAAUGAGGCAUUCUUAAGUGACGAUGAAUUUAUUAGCUCAUUUCCAAAGGCACAGUGGACUCCUCCACUGAAGUCUUUUGCAGUUUUAACAGAUCAUCACUCAGUUAAUACAGUAGAGCCACCAAGAGAAACGUUAGAAACUGUGUUUCUAACACCUUCAUUAUCUGUCCUUUUUUCACCAUAUGAUAUCUCAAAAACAGCACAGCAAAAGACUCGGUUGAGUGCUGUCCCUGAACGCAGUAACACACUUACAGAAUCGAAGCCUUUUGUACCAGAUAGUGAAAUGCUAACUGCAAGUAGAGACUUGCUGUUGUACCCUCCAAAUACAGCUAUUUAUUUCACUUCCAUUCCUUCAGAGGCAGGAGUUGCAGUGCAGGAAAAUGUAAAUGCAAGUUUAACAGCUCUGCCUUUUGGGGCUGCUUCAGAAUGGUCGCCUCUUCAUCUCAAGCUGCUGGAUAAAAAUAGCCGUGUGACCCCGGAUGCCACAGCACAAAGUGCAGACCCGUAUGGUGACAUUUAUGCCUAUGCGAGUAUCAGAGCAGCAGAAACUCUCAGUCUAAGGACCUAUCCCACUCCAAGCAUUCCCUGGGCUACACUGGCUUCAGCAGCCAGUGCUGAGCCUGCUUUAUUUCCUAUUAGUCUUCCACUUGCAUCUUUCCCGCUUCACUCAGCUACCAUUUCCACAGACUCUAAUACAGUUCUUGAUGCCAGUCUGUUUACGCGUGAAUUCUUCAGUACAGCACCAAAUUUGCCUGCUGGUUCAGAAAUAUUAAGUCAAUCAGAGCUUGUCAGUGAGCUCACGAGUCCAGUGCCUUUCACGAGAUCGUACAGUUCUUGUCUGUAUUGUGACUCAGUUUCACUUCUGCCAGAAGCAGGCUUUUCCACAGAACAUGAUGUGGGCUCAGGCGAUUAUGUUGAAACUUUGUCCAUCAAAGCCUCUGAAGUACAAGGCAUAACUCCAUUUACAACUAUAGUUACUGACAGGUAUGAAUUAGAGGAGCCUCCACCGGAGAUUUUUGAUACUUCUUUUCCAUCAAGACCAGUUGUUUCAUUUUCUUCAAGAUUCGCAGAAAUGCUCGAUUCAAGCGUGUUUUUAUUAAGCGCUAUGGACACUGUCCUUAACAACAGAACACCUACAACAAUUUCUCCUUCUUCCCAUCAGCUCCCUGGAGGAGCAUCACUGAACAUCUCUGUUGCCCAGUUUUCCCUCCCUGUUCUGGAAACAGUUUCAUUGACACCAAGCACUCGUGUAGAACUUCCUGAUGCUACCACCGUUGUGUUUGACUCUACCUUCAUGCCGAGUGAGCCUGUAGUGUCGUUUGCAGUCAGUCAUACGACUUUGCUGGAGUUGCCAGAAUUAAUGCCAUCAGAAUCUGUGGUUUUGCUUGACAAGACAUCUACAAGGGAAGAACCAUCUUUAAAUAUUUCAGAUUUUCCAUCCAAACUUUUAUCAACACCAUUUCUUAUUGAACCUAGCUACUUGUCUUUAUCAUCGGCCAUACUAAAUUCUUACUCUGUCAUGCGAAGUGAUUUAUCAACACUCUUACCUCAGACCUUGUUGACUGGCAUAUCAGUAGUUUCUGAGGAUGUUUCCAGCUGGGAGUUAGCCACUGCUGUCAGCUCUGCCACUGACGCCGAGGUUUCUCACUUCCCUCUCGGCCAAACAUCAUACUUUUAUUCAAAUGCAUCCUCUCUUCCAGGUGCACAUGUUCCUGAAAUAACACUGUCACCAGAUUUUCACUCUGAAUCAUCUGUGUUUCUGGAAGCACCCUCAGUAUUGCCAGCGGGCUCUGAAGUUGUGUUUACCUCAGCUGUUACAGGACCUACCUCUCAGUUGGAGCCUUCACUCUCCGCCUCUCACUCCGUGGUUCCUACCCUGGUGCUGCCCGCCUCUGACACCCGGUCUGUUACCAGCAGCAUCUUGCUCAAUGAAACAAAUCUGAUCUCUUUGUUUACUAACUUUCCGGCAACUCCUGUCUUAAAUGUAUCUUCAUCUCUGCUCUCAACUGCUCCGGCUUCUGAUGAGGAUAUUGGUGCUACAGUUAACCCCACGCUGCUUUUAACGUCUUGCAGCGAGGGCAGUACCCACACAGCCCUUCCUCCCGCAGACCCUGACAAUCCGACGUCACGUGCUGAUGCCAGCAGCGUGAUGCCCUUUCCUACAGCAUCUCUGUCUGUGACCAUGUCGUUUGCUCCCACGCAAUUUGCUCCGACUUCUAGCCCUCCCACUGGCUAUGAAGUUCCAGCAGGAAGCAGUGUAACUGCUGAUGCAUCGGCUGCUCCCACCACUGUCCUCACGACCACUGCCACCAGUGCCACGGGCAGCCGUGGCACAACUGCUGCAGGCAGCCCGGCGACGUUCUCCUCCACCCCUCUGGCGACCACUACUCCAUCUGAACCUGUGGUCGUAACCUCUGCCGUGACCACUACCAGGCAACCCUACGUCUGCGACAUCACGGUUCCCGAUGCUUACUUAGUCACUGCGGUGCUGGCCCGAAGAGCUGUUCUACAAAAUGUCAGUGAAUCCAUCAGAGAAGUGCUCAGAGUUCAGUUCAGGCGAUCAGUAGAGCUAGAGGUUUAUAAAAUUUCCCCCAAAUUUGCUUUCUUGGUGACGUCAGGUCCUUUUGUUUACACGGCAGUAGCUGUCAUAAAUGUGCUUGUGAACAGCAGUCUUUUUCAUGGUGAGACCCCCAUGAUCCUCUCACUGCAUCCUUCUUUCACUGUGCCAGAUAACAGAUUCCAAGUUCAGACAGUGCUUCAGUUUGUGCCUCGGAAUGUGGAUGUUGGGUUCUGCAACUUUAGCCGGCGCAUUGAGAAAGGGCUGACAAUGGCAUUCAUGGAAGUGAGCAAACACCAAGAGUUCUACAACUUCACUGUGCAGAUACUGAAUAUAACUCUGAGCAAGCCUGGGCUAGCAUUUCGCCAAGGCCCUGUGAGCAUUGUUUUUGCCGUCCGAGAUAGAUACGGUUUUCUAAAUGGGUCUGAAGUCAGUGAGCAGCUAAGAAACUUGUCAGUGGUGGAAUUCAGCUUCUAUCUGGGCUUUCCUGUGCAGCAAAUUGCUGAACCCUUUCAUUAUCCUAAGCUUAAUGUGUCUCAGUUGAUGAAAUCUUCCUGGGUGAGAACAGUUCUCUUGGGUGUCGUCGACCAGCGAAUUCAGGAGGAAGUGUUUCAGGCUGAGAUGGAGCGGAAACUUGCUCACCUGUUAAACGAGGCUUUGGCCAGAGGGCGGAUAUGGAGACGAGCCAGUUUUGCAGGCAGCAACGUUGUGCAGAUUGUGAACGUGUCACGGUUAGUUGGUGUUGAUAACCCUGUGGAGCUGAUCUAUUUUGUGGAGGACCAAGAUGGAGAGAGACUCAGUGCUCUGAAGUGCUCAGACCUGAUGAACAGAGUUGAUAUCCAGCGGGCUGCAAUCAUCCUCGGAUACCGCAUUGAAGGCACCGUUGCACAGCCUGUGGAGAAGCUGAAGGAGUCCACCUCAGAGUCACAGAAUAGCAACCUAUGGAUUAUUGUUGGUGUGGCAGUCCCAGUUGCUGUGGUGCUCCUGAUCGUUAUUAUUUUAUACUGGAAACUUUGUCGAACAGACAAACUGGAGUUUCAGCCAGACACGAUGAGCAACAUUCAACAGCGACAGAAGCUACAAGCCCCCAGUGUGAAAGGCUUUGAUUUUGCCAAGCAGCAUCUGGGCCAGCACAACAAAGAUGAUGUCCUGAUUAUCCAUGAGCCAGCUCCUUUACCAGGACCUAUUAAGGAUACUACCCCAUCUGAAAAUGGAGAUGUGCCCAGCCCCAAAUCCAAGACUUCUUCAAAGCCUUCAAAGACCGUUCGACACAGAGGGAGAGUUUCGCCAUCAGAUGCUGACUCCACAGCAAGUGAACAAUCCAGCGGGAGAGAGACAGGAGAAGAAACUGCAAGACCAUCAACUGUUGCAAAUGAGGGCAAACCACGCAGAGCAGUGAAGAAGGGACCUCCUCAGACCAGCAGUGGAAACGAGCAGCACUCCUCAGCCUCUAUUUUCGAACACGUGGAUAGGAUGUCGCGUUCCUCAGAUGCCAGUAGACGGGUCCCAAGCAAGAUCCAGCUGAUUGCUAUGCAACCGAUGGCAGCACCUCCAGUUCAGAACUCAGUGCUUUCUGAUCGAGUAGCAGAGACCAACAAAAUUAAUAAAGAGAUACAAACAGCCCUGAGGCAUAAAUCUGAGAUUGAGCAUCACCGCAAUAAGAUUCGUCUUCGCGCCAAGCGCAAAGGGCACUAUGAAUUUCCAGUAGUGGAUGAUGUGGUGGUGGUUGACUCCAAAGAACAGCACAGAAUAUAUCGCAAGGCACAGAUGCAGAUUGACAAGAUCUUGGACCCUGGAGGCAGUGUUCCUACUGUCUUCAUAGAGCCCAGGAAGAGUUCUCGUGCAAAACGUUCUCCCAAGCAGCGCCGGCGACAUCAAAUAAAUGGUAGUCCUAUCGAUGCGGAAAAGGACAGGUUAAUCACAACUGACAGUGAUGGGACAUACAAAAGGCCUCCAGGAGUCAAUAACUCUGCAUAUAUUUCUGAUCCAGACUUGCCUCCUGAACCUCAGACAACAUCUUCAGCUGAUCUGGGGAAGUUCCCUGGCUUGCCUUCCCACCCAGUCUCCCAGUACGUCCCACCACAGCCAUCCAUUGAAGAGGCUCGGCAAACCAUGCACUCGCUGCUGGAUGAUGCUUUUGCGCUGGUAGCUCCCAGCAGCCAAGCAGCCAAUUCCACGGCCGUCACACCACCUGGGGUCUCUGCAGGACAGCCGAGAUACGUGGAAUUUGGAAUGACUCCACCAACAGCACCAGGUCUCCUACCAAGGCAGAACUUUGGGCCAGGUUUUCUUCAACCUGCAGAGUUAAUGCACCCAGACCAGCAGCCACCUGAGGUUCAGUAUUCCUCCAGAGGGAUAUACUCAGAGGAAAUGCCAUCAGUGGCACGGCCACGACCAGUUGGAAGCACUGCAGGUUCUCAGAUACAGCACCUCACUCAGGUGGGAAUUGCUAGCAGGAUCGGAGGUCAACAAGUGGAGAUCCCCUCAGGCAGAGCAGGGCAUGGCCAGCCGGGGGGGCCAGGGUGGCCCCAGUACCGUGGAGAGGAUGAAUAUGCUAGGCGAGAUGCAACGCAUAUGCAUGGACACCAAGAAUAUUCCUCCUCACCAGUAUUCCAGAUGCCGAGGACUUCAGCCAGGCAGCCUUCGGCCCCCCCUGCUCAGCUUCCACACAACAGCCUUCAGGGCCAGGGCCUUUGCUACACCACCAGUUCCACUGAGGACCUCCAGCCAGGUCACUCUUCAGCCUCUCUUAUCAAAGCAAUUAGAGAAGAACUUCUACGACUUUCUCAGAAACAGACAACAGUGCAGAACUUUCAUAGUUGAUUUAGCGUUCCCUUGCAAAUCUGCCAAGUAUCUGCUUCCUAUGGAAGCAAAGACUUAGAGGAAAUCAGCAAUGUUGUUCUCUCAAAAGAAUGAACUUUCACAGCUCUGUUGACAACACUCUGGAAAAAAUGAAAAAGGCAGCAAAAUGAGGAUAGUAAGGAGAGACGGGGGACAAACAGGGAAAAUCAUCAGUGUCAUCACAAGUAAUAUUAAUUAAUCUGCUAAUAUUACGGUGCUCCUCUUCUCUCCUUGCCCUCAUUCAGCCUAACAAAUAAAUAAAACCUUAGGUCAAGAAGUCAACACUCCAGCAACAAA
Messenger RNA from Fulmarus glacialis (Northern fulmar), 5859 nucleotides. RefSeq names its product KIAA1549 ortholog. The record is from RefSeq and is a predicted model, not a curated record. NCBI's taxonomy places the organism in Eukaryota, Metazoa, Chordata, Aves, Procellariiformes, Procellariidae. The transcript is spliced from 19 exons. Bases 1 to 5544 code for a protein of 1847 amino acids.